GCUCAGGUGUGGAUGACGCAGUUGGAGAGGUGUCCAUACAUGUGGAGAUUUUCACACAUCCCAGCACUGGAGAACACAAGGUUACUGUCAAAGUCGUCGCUGCCAAUGACCUGAGGUGGCAGACACAGGGAAUAUUCAGGCCAUUUGUUGAGGUCUAUAUUAUCGGGCCACACCUCAGUGACAAGAAGAGGAAGUACGCCACCAAGUCAAAGAACAACAGCUGGGCUCCUAAAUACAAUGAAACGUUCACAUUCACUCUGAGUAAUGAAGUGGGCCCUGAGUGCUAUGAGCUGCAGGUGUGUGUGAAGGACUACUGCUUUGCCCGUGAGGACCGCACAGUGGGCAUGGCCGUCCUGCAGCUCAAAGAUGUGGCCUCUAAGGGCAGCGUCGCUUGCUGGCUGCCCCUGGGUAAACGCAUCAACAUGGACGAGACAGGUCUGACCGUGCUGCGCAUCCUCUCCCAGCGCAACAAUGAUGAUGUGGCCAAAGAGUUUGUCAAGCUCAAAUCGGACCAACGCUCUGCAGAGGAGGGCCGCAGUUAAGAGCUCUUAUGCCACUCCAUAUUGCCCUCUAGAGCUCAUCUGAGCUCUCGCUAGCCACUGCCCUUGCAUAAGCACAGAGAAAACACAUUAAUCAAAGUGAACAGGACAUAGCAUUAUGUUAGAGUGUAUCUGAUAUUUCAUAGUGUGUCAUUACAAACAAUGUUUUCAUAUGGCGAUCAGGGUGAGAAAUAGUAGCCUUUCUAUGUCUCAUAUGGCCCGUAGUUAGUUCCCCACAACAUGUUGGAAUUUUUUGUCACAUUUCUGCCUUGCAGCUGCUCAGAAAGGACCAUAAGUGCCAAAAGAUAAUUAAUAAUGCCAAGAUCCGUAAGAAGCACAACAGGUCAAACUGUCUGAAUGACCGACACUGGCUGCAAGGCCUCAGACAUUCCAAAAGUCUCUGACAGUCCAAAAGUCUUUUAUUUUCAUUCAUCAUUUUGAUGUGUGAAAUUAUUAAUGCUCUUUCUUCCAGAUUAUAUUUAUAUUUAUUAAAUUAUUUAUAUUAUAAUCAAAUAACUAUUAUAGAGAAAUUAUAUUUAAGACAGAUUUUAAGUCCUAUGUGAAAAAAAUGGGUUUAUGUUUGGUACAUGAAAAAUUUCAUGUAGUCUGUCUGUACUUGUAACAGAGCACACUGCCUGAUACCCCAAUGCCUUCUGUCUCGUGGGCCCUUGUGUGUAGUCUCUUCCAUAGUGCCUGUUUAGAGCGUGGAUCAUCAGAAUCUGUGUGUGACAUGUCGACCUCAUGUGGUCACCUGUGCUGCCUGUUACCUACAAAUGUAUUCACUGAAAGCCAUUUAAGGGAAGGACACACCCAGGGAGUGUUUCCCCAUGAUGGUAGUUGUACAUGUGAAUAGACAUUCCGCAAACUGCCCUUGACUGCCUAGCUAUUGAACACUUAAACAGGUGAUAAAUUCAUUUCUAGACUGAAAUGAUCAGUGGGUACAAUUUUAGUCCCAGAUUACCUAAAGGGCUGUGUCUUCAGACCGCAUCAGGUUUGUAAAACUAACAUUUGAAAUCUUCUAGUCAAAGUAGUUAAGCACAGGGUCUUUGUUGCAUCAAUAAUAACACAUUUCCAACAAAACAAUAUUAUAUGUUGUUGUUAUUUUUUAUGGAAAUACAGGAAUUGCAUGUCAUUGCAUCCAGUGUCACAGAACAUACAUUGUCUUUUAUGGAUGCCCUUCUUUAAACUUUGACUGAAUUAUUCAUCUAUAAACUGUAAGGUUUGUUCUUGAAGUGUUUUGGUUAAAUUUUGUUUUAAAUUGGAAAUGUCAGGGUGUUUUUAAGUUGCCACUGAGAAGCACUUAGAACUGAAUAAUUUCUACCCCCUUUUGAACAAGAUGUAAUUGAUUUCUAUGCAUCUAAUUUUGAAAUAUUGUAGAUUUUAAAAUGGUCUUAAAAUGUUUACAUUGUGGAUUUAAUAUAUCAGCACAAGUGUUUUGUCUGAUAUCUUGUUGACGCUGUCUCUAUUGUUACAGGCCAAAUAUUGCAGUUGUAGUCACACUGAAUAGAGAAAGAACAUUAUUGAUGUUGUAAAUAUCUAAAAAAUGAUAAACCUCGUCAUGUGAAGUUUGCUGCUCUUUUGUAGACUUACAUUUUGCUUCAUAUGGGUACCCACUUGGAUAUGUAGCUUAUGUGAAUGGUAUGUCAAAGCGUAUGUUUGAACAGAGUUGUAUAAUUGUACAUAUUAUGGAUGAUAUACCUUCUCAAAAGAAAAUGGAAAUGUGUAUAGCAUCUUUUCUUCAGAGGAGUUUUACAACACAUCAUUUAGAGCCGGAAAUGCCACGAAAAAUCUUUAUUUAUUGCUGUUGACAAUGAAAUGUAUAAGAAGGUGUAAGAGGAUUUGGCUAAUGUGCUGGCAUGUGGGCAAGGUUGCACGAUCAUAGACAUAGAAGCACAAAGAUCAGCACAGUGAUUCAAGCUGACAGACAAACAAGCAUGUUCUGUCCUUUCUCUGCACUGCCACCUGUACUUCCACAAAUGGUGCAUGAUAGGAACAAUAAAACAAAAAGUCAAACAUGUAUUGUGCCAGCACGCAUAAUUAUUUGAUGUUAAAUGCCAAUGGUCGUCAAAUUUCUUUGGAAAAAAACAAAUGUCAUUGUUUUCUAUUUGUCGAUGAUGUGAAUAUAUAAAUAUGUAUUACGGAUGAAGUGUAGUGGUACAAAGUACUCGCAUGAGAAUUUUUUUAUACUUGAGAUGUUUCUAAUUUUGUUUUGUUUUUUAUUCUGGAUGUUCUUAUUGGGGAUGGACUUGGAUUGCAGUUGCAAUGUGAUUCUGCUUCCAAUAAAAUAUGACAUGAAGUCUUAA
Boleophthalmus pectinirostris (great blue-spotted mudskipper) is the source of this 2842-nucleotide messenger RNA. RefSeq names its product protein unc-13 homolog A. The transcript is spliced from 3 exons. Gene Ontology annotation, molecular function: diacylglycerol binding; syntaxin-1 binding; calmodulin binding. NCBI's taxonomy places the organism in Eukaryota, Metazoa, Chordata, Actinopteri, Gobiiformes, Gobiidae. The annotation marks the transcript as partial. Gene Ontology annotation, cellular component: presynaptic membrane; neuromuscular junction; plasma membrane. The record is from RefSeq and is a predicted model, not a curated record. Gene Ontology annotation, biological process: synaptic vesicle maturation; synaptic vesicle priming; neuromuscular junction development.